Gallus gallus (chicken) is the source of this 2036-nucleotide messenger RNA. It is a transcript of the gene CHST9, whose product is annotated as carbohydrate sulfotransferase 9. Lineage: Eukaryota; Metazoa; Chordata; Aves; Galliformes; Phasianidae. Gene Ontology annotation, cellular component: membrane. The coding region runs from base 556 to 1647 and encodes 363 amino acids. Gene Ontology annotation, biological process: proteoglycan biosynthetic process; carbohydrate biosynthetic process. Gene Ontology annotation, molecular function: sulfotransferase activity. The record is from RefSeq and is a predicted model, not a curated record. The transcript is spliced from 6 exons.
GGGCGGUGGCGCGGGUGGACUUGUUGGGGGUUUUCCUCUCAGCCCCCGCGAGCGGUGGCUCUUUUCUCGCGGCGUCUCCGCUGCCGCCCAGCCCCGGGGUGUUGGGCGUUUCACCGACGGGUGCGGGAGGAGCGCAGCGGACGGAGCUCGGUGACUUUCAUGGGUCUGUGCACUGACUUCAGGCUGUACAGGUCAGAGUCUGGACAAGUCACUGAAGAAGAUGCAGGCACAGUGAGAACUUCAGAAAAAUGAGCCAUGCAUCCUACUGAAAGCUGAGAAGUAGCCCUCUGUUAGGGUCAUGAACGUACGACAAGUCUUUGUGUCGCUACUGAUGUUUGGAGUAGCUGGUCUACUCCUCUUCAUGUAUCUGCAGGCCUGGACUGAAGAACAGAAUACAGUCUUCAAUUUGGAAACAGGAGUUAUUCAGUCUGGAGAAGAGGAGGCUCAGGGGAGACCUUAACUGCUCUCUACAACUCUUUGUGGCAAGGUGGGGUUCAGCCUCUUCCUCCAGUGUCUGGAGAAAAAUUGCAGGAACAGAUAACUAUUCAGGAUUUCAUGCUCCCACCUCCAGAGACACAGAGGAAAGCGACGCAGAGCGGGCAUAUUCCUCCUGGACUUGGUAGGCAGGAGGUGGCCAUCAUGAGCAGCCGGCAGUGGCAGGGUAAGGCGGACCCUUUUGGUGCAGUGGCUGUCUCCUUGGUGAGUGGACUGUCUGACCAGCAGAAGAUCAGCAAGCCACCCUUCAGCCAGUUCAAAGAGGUGUAUUUACCACCUGUGUUGCACCCUUUGAACAAGACUUUGGUUACGGGUGACCAGUGGAAAGAUGUCGAUAGCAUCCAGGAAAGGCGCAGGUCCUUCCUAUAUGAGUUCUGCAAGAAAUACAACAGCAUGAAGAAGUUGAGAACUCACCUGGUGCACAUAGUGUCAAGAAUUUAUGUGGAGGACAGGCACAAGGUCCUGUACUGCGAGGUGCCAAAAGUAGGCUGCUCCAAUUGGAAAAGGGUCCUCAUGGUGCUCAAUGGACUUGCCACUUCAGUUCGCAAUAUUUCCCAUGAUGAUGUGCACUAUGGAAAGCACCUAAGGAAACUGGACAGUUAUGACCUAAAAGGAAUAUACACACGUUUGAACACAUACACCAAGGCUAUAUUUGUACGUGAUCCUUUGGAAAGACUGGUAUCUGCCUUCAGGGAUAAGUUUGAACAUCCAAAUAGCUAUUACCAUCCAGUGUUUGGGAAGGCAAUAAUUAAGAAGUACAGACAUAAUGCAAAUAAGGAGGCAUUGGAAACAGGAUCAGGAGUUAAGUUCAAGGAGUUUAUCCAGUAUCUGUUAGAUUCCCAUCGUCCAGUAGGAAUGGACAUUCACUGGGAGCAAGUCAGUAAGCUCUGCUAUCCCUGCCUCAUCAACUAUGAUUUUAUAGGAAAGUUUGAAACUCUGGAAGAAGACGCCAAUUACUUUUUGCAGCUGGUAGGUGCUCCAGCUGAGCUAAAGUUUCCUAGAUUCAAAGACAGACAUUCCUCUGAUGAGAGAACAAGUGCAGAAGUAGUGAGGCAAUACUUAAAGGAAUUGUCGAAGGAGGAGAGGCAGCUGACCUACGACUUCUAUUACUUGGAUUAUUUAAUGUUCAAUUAUACAUCACCAACUGUAUAGCACCGGGAUAGCUUCAGGCUUCUAUUAGAUAUUUAUCAUGUUGGGAUUCAGAACAACUACUUUGAUACUACCCCUGAAAGGAGACAAAGUAGCUGCUAAGUGGAGCUGUGUUGACUUAGUGCAGGUGACAUAAAGUUAUAAGAAAAUGCACCAAAAAUGCAGUAAAAUGCCUGAAAAAGCUGCUUUUACCACUGUUGUGGAAGAGGUAGCUCAGCCAGAUGUUACAUUAGCUUACCUAAAGUUCUUUUAAUGGUUUAAGAAAAAAUCAUUCAGAGUAGCAUGAUUCCUUUUGGUGUGUCUGCUUCAUAAAUUUAUUUUGAAACUAUUUUUGAAUGUAUUUUUUACUUUCUGUCUCUUAUUAAUAAAGAAGCAUUGACUAAUUUUCUAAA